Molecule: messenger RNA, 1110 nt
Organism: Fomitopsis serialis
Lineage: Eukaryota; Fungi; Basidiomycota; Agaricomycetes; Polyporales; Fomitopsidaceae
Exons: 9
Coding region: 1-1110 (369 amino acids)
Source: RefSeq, a predicted model, not a curated record
AUGCUCAGGCAGAGCUGCUACCCGCACUCACCAUACCUCUACCUCUACCUCAGGAUGGUCUUUGCGAUACGCGUACAGUCUCUAGUGUUCGCCGUCGCGCUCGCGUCCAGCGCCACGGCGAACUGGCUGCCCCUCCGACGCACGCCGGCUCUCUCGACGCGCGACGCCCCGAAUAACCUCGCACCCGGCUCGUUCACGAACUGCACGUCGUACACGACGGUGGUGUCGGGCGACACGUGCUCGAUGCUGGAGGCCGCGGCCAACAUCUCCUUCAGCGACCUGCUUCGAUGGAACCCGGAGCUCAAUACUGGCUGCACGAACCUUGCGGCUCAAGAAGCGUACUGCGUCGGUGGCGGAGGCGACGCGUGCUCCAGCCUCUACACCGUCGUCUCAGGGGACACCUGCUUCUCCGUGGAAACUACCGAGGGGCUCACCGCGGCGCAACUGCUGGCCCUCAACCCGUGGCUAGAUUCGAGCUGCGACCUCGAGACCGGCGAGGUGCUGUGUGUUGGCGCGGCGCCGACGUCGACCGUCGCCUCUGGCACGAGCUCGGUGACACUGACGUCGACGUUCACGGUCACGGCCUCGUCCUCGGCGAUAGCGUCCCCGUCCUCGUCCUCGGCAGUAGCGUCCUCCUCGGCGAUAGUGUCCCCCUCCUCGUCCUCGGCGAUAGCGCCCCCGUCCUCGUCCUCGGCGAUAGCGCCCCCGUCCUCGUCCUCGGCGAUAGCGCCCCCGUCCUCGUCCUCGGCGACAGCGUCCCCGAUGCCUACGAACAUCGCGGGCGGCAGCUGGACCAACUGCACUACGUACUACACGGUGCAGACCGGCGAUUCGUGCACCAGCAUUGAUACGAGCUACAAGAUCGCCUUCAGCGACUUCCUGCGCUGGAACCCCGAGGUUUCGUCGAAUUGCGAUGAUCUCGAGGUGAACGAGGCGUACUGCGUCAAGGGCUCGCCCGCGUGCAGCAAGGUCUACACGGUUGCCAGCGGUGACUACUGUGCCGAGAUCGAGUCCGACUACGGGCUCACUGCCGCACAGCUGUAUGCGCUGAACCCGUGGCUCGACUCCGCCUGUGACUUGGAGGUCGGUGAGAAUCUCUGCGUGGGGUAG